Molecule: messenger RNA, 1833 nt
Organism: Anoplophora glabripennis (Asian longhorned beetle)
Lineage: Eukaryota; Metazoa; Arthropoda; Insecta; Coleoptera; Cerambycidae
Product: transmembrane protein 184C
Exons: 8
Coding region: 119-1387 (422 amino acids)
Biological process (GO): transport
Molecular function (GO): transporter activity
Source: RefSeq, a predicted model, not a curated record
UUGACAACUGAAACCAGAUGAGUACUGUCGCUGUUUAAUAAUUUAAUUUACAAUUAGAGAAAGCGUAUCAGUGGUUAGUUUAUAAAAAAAGUGAUUUAAAUUAUGUGAUUUGAUAAAAAUGUGUUUAGCGAAAUGUAUGGAAUGUUUAUCUAGAUGGAGGUUAUGGAUUAGACCAUUAUUUAUUUUUCUAUAUGCUCUAGCUGCUUUAGUAUUUGUACCUUUAUUUCUCGUAAAAUCUUUGGAAGACGGUUUUAAUAAACACGACCAGGAAAUUUUAAUAGGUGGAAUUUUUGUUUGGGUUGCCAUUCCUUUGUCAUUAUGGGAGAUAAUAUUACAUGUUAUCCAUUACACCCAACCAAAGUUGCAGAAACAUAUUAUACGGAUACUAUGGAUGGUGCCAAUUUAUGCAAUAAAUGCAUGGGUUGGUCUGAUAUAUCCGAAAGAAUCUGUUUAUGUGGAUAGCUUGAGAGAAUGCUAUGAAGCUUAUGUUAUAUACAAUUUUAUGAAAUUUCUUUUAAACUAUCUGAACAUGGAAAUGGAUCUUGAAGCAAGUUUAGAACUGAAACCACAAGUGAAACAUAUAUUUCCGCUGUGUUGUCUACCAGAUUGGGAAAUGGGCAGGGAAUUUGUACACAUUUGUAAACAUGGAAUAUUGCAGUAUACUGUAGUGAGACCCUUAACGACAGCCAUUUCGUUCCUUUGCAAAGUAUUUGAUGUGUAUGGCGAAGGACAGUUUAAAGCAAAUGUCGCAUUUCCCUAUCUGGUGGCUGUCAAUAAUGUAUCGCAAUUUGUUGCCAUGUACUGCUUGGUCAUGUUCUAUAAAGCGAGCCUUGCGGAAUUAAGGCCUAUGAAGCCUCUACCAAAGUUCCUGUGCAUCAAAGCCGUGGUGUUCUUCUCUUUUUUCCAAGGAGUCCUAAUCGAUUUAUUGGUCUACUUAAAUAUAAUAGUGCCAGGCCCCAAUAGCCCCGAUGACGGUCUGAGCUUAUCCACUAGAUUGCAGGAUUUUCUAAUAUGCAUCGAAAUGUGUUUGGCCGCCAUAGCCCACCACUACAGUUUUUCGUACGAGCCGUACGUGAGACCCGGUUUGCAGAACCAGUCUUGUUGUGCGGCAUUUUUAGCGAUGUGGGACAUAUCUGACGUCCACACGGAUAUUCGCGAACAUUUGGGCAUAGUCAGUAGCUCUAUCAGCAGAAGAAUAAGGGGAAGGAGCAUGUACAGCAUUCCAAGAGGAGACGACGAGUAUUCAAGUUUAGUAUCUCCGAGGGGGGCACACAGCGCGCCCAAUCCGGGCUUUUACCAAAACGAUUCUGACGAAUUAGUCGUUAAUUAUGGCACCGUAAAUUCUAGUCAACCGGCAAAAGUACAUAAGGCUGGUUAUAAGAUAUGAGAUUAUAUUUUAUAUUUUUAUGCGGACGUCAGGGGAAGAGGUCUCGAUUUAAUACAUUUUUUUAAGUUGCCUUGUGGAGAAAACGCUUUUAUUCCAAAAUUUGGUGCUCUUUGAUACCUGAUUAUGUUAGGAGGAUAACAAUUUGCAACAAAAACACUGUUUUAAAACAGCGAUCAUAAAGCAUCUCGGUUUCUUUUCAGAUAGACAUUAAUUGAUGAUCGAGAGUUUUAAAAAUAAGUGCUAUUAAAUUUUGCACAUAUCUUUAAGCAGAGGUUUAUAUAUGACUAUAUUUUUUAUUUUUUAUAUAUUCUUGAAUGUAUUGUGUUUUUCUUGUAAUACAUACUUAUUAUUGUUGAGCCGUGAAUUGAAAUAAGUACAAAUUGAUUUGACCAAGUACUAGUCUGUAGAUGUAGAUUUAUAUUGUUUUAAUAAAUAUUUCAAUUUUA